Protomyces lactucae-debilis is the source of this 954-nucleotide messenger RNA. RefSeq lists its product as uncharacterized. The transcript has a single exon. Bases 1 to 954 code for a protein of 317 amino acids. Lineage: Eukaryota; Fungi; Ascomycota; Taphrinomycetes; Taphrinales; Protomycetaceae. The record is from RefSeq and is a predicted model, not a curated record.
AUGUCCAAGGAAGCAGCAUGGAGCCGAUUCAUGGCUAGUCCAUCCGCAGAGGCACUCGCUGCCAAUGCUACUCUCCAGUACAUCACCUCUCUGUACACAGUCGAGGGCGCUGCCAGCGUUGUAUCGCACCUCAACACGACACGCAAACAGACGCGCAACUGGAAGGAAGCGACGCUCAAGGCGCGUGAAACCUCCUCGGAGCUGAUUCUCGAGGCGGAACUCUCUGCCGAACUCGACUUUGAUGGCCAAAAGAACCCUUGGUUGCCGGGCCUUGAGUCCAACAUGUUCUCCGGCAAGAAGAUCCAUUGCGUGGUGGUGUACUUCAUCUCGUUUGUUGAAGACAAGAUCAGCAGUGUGCGCUUGUACUGGGAUCAAGCGAAUCUGUUGCGCCAAGUAGAGGCAAUUGGUUCUCAAGGCAGGCGAUGGCCCAUUGCAGAAGGAUCAGCUACUGUGCAGCUGGUGAAGCGCGCUCUUUCUGGCUCUACAGAGCAAGCACCCUCGCAAGGACAAUCUGCUGUUCCUACAACGGCUGUGCCAGCUUCUCAUGGCAAGCCUCCCGCACAAAAGGCUCCCGACUCCGAGUACACGCCAGCGAUCGCCUCUCACGGCCCCCCGCAAGCACAGUACGACUUCUUGGCGCCUCAGUCGCAGGGAAAUCCCUCAACAAGCCAGGCACGCAGCAGUGGUCCUGCACAGCGGUCUGUCAGCAGUGAGCAUACACCGGUGGUGGCUACGAAUGGUCCGCCUCAGGCACAGUAUGAUUUCCUUGCACCACAGUCGCUUGCAGAAAACGGCAACAUUCACGGUCGAGCGUACAACCAAGGUCGACGCGGCCAGCCUGCGCCGCAGAUGAAUGUGUCUCAGGGAGAGUCUGCGCCUGCAUUGGCAGCUGGUUCAGUGGUGGGAUCCAAGGGGCCGCCUCGGCCUUCGUAUGACUUUUUGCGGGGCGAGUGA